AUGGUUUCAAUGCUGAUAAGCAAGCAACUGAAAGUCACAUCUCUGAAGGGAGACCCGAGCCGCCUCUUCAAGAUGUUACUAACUCAGCAGAAUACUGCUGCGAUCCUUCAUCUUCGAGAGCAGACGGCCCUUCUUGUCGAGGAACAUAUACUCACGUUUCUCACUAGUGGUCAAGAUGUAGUCCUCGAAGGCAUAACAUCGACGCUGUCUCAGCCUCCGGCCACUCCCUUGAUCCGGAAAACAAUCAAGGAAUGUCAACUCGUCGCUCCGAAGGAUGACAAUAAUGCAACCACCGCACCACUUGACGACUCUCGUCCGGCAAGCCACACCGUUAAUCCGAGUUCAAAACCGCCAACUGCAUACAAGUUAGCUAAGGUUAAGGGCGUGGUGGUGCAGACUGCUCUGCUAGAAAAUGGACCUCAUGUGGAGGGUAUGAGCUUGGGCGACAACACCGAAGCAGCUCAGAUCUCGAGUUCCGAUUGUCCAGAUGAGGCGAUUGCUCAGGAUACUGGAUAUGCUGUGCGAUCCGGUUCUACUCCUGCGUUGGCUAUGGCAGUCAACGUCUCUCCGGUUGCAGACAACCCUGUCUCGGCUGAAAGGUUUUUGUUUUCUCAAAUUGAUCCCAGGUGGCCUCUGACUGAAGUGCUGCUUUACCUCAGUCGCAAUUCAUCAACGCCAUGUACAGACACAUUGGACCCAGAACCAGACCAAUCUUGUACAACAUCGAUCGUAAACCCGGAGACAACUAACAGCUGCCAACAUGUCGCUUUUACGAAAGAUGAAGCAGCAGUGGAACAUCCCACUUUCCCCGCACCACCAGUCAAUCAAAUGCACGUAGAAAUCAUUGGCAUCUUUUCCAAGUGCAGCGCUGAAUCGGAAUCAUAUCGCAGAGUUGCAGAAGGAGCGUGCACGACAAAGUUCCCAGCCGGCACCUUGUUCGACGACCUCGUAACUCAUUGUGAACAGGCGCAUUCGGAAUUUUUAAACGACCUUCUCGGGCUUGAUCCUGGCCAGCUGGCACUGAUUAAGAGUCAAAUGGACGAAUCUAUGCUAUAA
Messenger RNA from Cyclocybe aegerita, 1056 nucleotides. NCBI's taxonomy places the organism in Eukaryota, Fungi, Basidiomycota, Agaricomycetes, Agaricales, Hemipholiotaceae. The record is from the annotation of a GenBank genome assembly.